AUGUCAAUAAAUAAGAAGAAGAAGAACGUUAACUUAACCACACAAAAGUCACAGAUUAACCUUAUUUGUUUACUCUGUGCAAAAGUUUCGUUGUGAAGUUGAACUUUGAAGAUAGUUUUUUUUUGAAUAUUUAAACAAUUUCGUCUUCAUAAGAUGUAUUCGAGACCAAAAAUAGGUGAAACCGAAGAAGAUUUAUUACGUUUACAGGAGGAAUUCGAGAAAAACAAAGCUGAUAACAAGUUCAAACCAUCAGUAAUACCAAUAAAUGAGAACCCCAAAGGUACCAUAAUUAACAGACAGAAUAAUGAAGCAGAUGUUAUAUCAAGAGCAGAUAUUGAAGAACAACUUGCUAAUACAUUUGAAGCAAUCCCAAGUGAUGUAACUCUGAAGACUAUAACAGAGAAAAAAGUAUCAAGUGAGAAACCAGUGCUGAAGUUUCAUAAAGGCAGAGGAUUUCCUCAGGCAAAAAGGAGAGAUAUGACUCUUGACCCUGGUAAAGGUAGCUUAUUUUCCCAACAAAUCAAGAGAAUUAAAAAAGAAGUAUCACCAAUAGAAGUUGAUUCAACUCCCAUGAGUGAAAGUACAAUAUGUAUAGAAGAAUGUAUAGAAAGUUGUCCUGUAGCAAAUAAAAUAACACCAAGAAAUCAAACAAAACAGGAAAACUUGCCUCAAAAGAGCUUUGUGUUAAUGGGCUCUGACAGUACCCAGAUUCAUGAAGAAAAUUUGAACCUGAUGAAACAAAUGUCAGAACAAGAAAUCAUGGAAGAGAGAGAAAAACUCAUUGCCACAAUGGAUCCUGCAAUAGUAGCAUACUUGAAAUCAAGAAGAAAAGCUCAUGAAAAUCAAAAUCCUACUAUUAAAGACCAGAAUGAAGUUGCUGAAGAUAUCAAAGUUGAUGAUAUUGAGUCAACCUCAGAAAUUUUCACACAACCUAAGGCUGAUAAGUGGUUGAAUUUUGAUAUCAUUGAAACCAAUAAGUUGGCUUGGAUGCAGAAUGUCAAUAUACCUGAACUAAAAAAAAUGGAGGAAUUUGAGGCAAGAUUUGAUUUUGAGGGAUGGCUCUUGCCCUAUUCUGAUCCAGAGAUCACUGAGAAAAAUAGAAUAUUAUAUCAUCAUGGAGAAGAACCUGGUAGACCUGGUUAUACAUUACAAGAAUUAUUUCAGUUGUCCAGAUCAAGUGUCAUCCAACAGAAAAUACUAGCCUUGAACAGCAUAGCCAACAUUCUUGCAUUAAAUUCCACAGGCGUUUAUGAUGAAAUCUUGGACAUUCCCAUUGAACAAAUAUUUUUUGUUGUCCGUUUUUGUCUAGACGAUAAUACACCAACAGUGUUGAACGCCAGUAUCAAAGCAAUGAGAAACCUAGUUUUCUCCCAGAUCGAUGAAACUUGCUUGGAUGGUCUUCUAGGAUUCGGCCUAGGCUUAAUUCAUCCAACACUUGCAAUUGAUAAUGACAUGGAAGAUGAUAACACUGUAAAUGAUCAGCAAUUGGCAGAAAGAAAUGUAAUGAAGUGUUUAGUUAGAACUGAGAUAGUGACCAGAAUUAAAUAUAUCUUGAAUACAGUGAAACCACCUCUGGAGACAAUAGUUUACUGUUUGGAUAUCUUGAUGAGGAUAGCUAGAGAUUCGAAAUUUUUGUUUGAAAGGAUACUCGAGUGUGAUGGUCUCCUAGAUAGUAUAAUUGAUAACUUCGUUCCGAAAGUUAUGCUAAGUAAUGUUACCACGGCAUAUGGUGCCCCACUACUUCAGGCAGUGAAACUUUUGAAGAUCCUGUCCUCUCGCAGUAAAAAUAUAGCUGUCCAAUUCAUCUCAAGGUAUAAAGUGUUAGAUUCAUUAGUUCUGUACUUAUCAGAUGAUACAUUCUCAGCUAAUGUCAAUGGAUUACGAUUGCAAACCGAAUGUAUGCAUUUUAUGAUUCUCUUAUUGCAGUAUGAUUUGACGGCAGAUUUUCCAAGCAUUCUUCAGCCAAUAUUAGUCAAGUUGCUCGACUACCAUUUUAAAAACACUAAUCUCGAUAUGAAAACAACUUUCAUCAGAAAUGGACACAUUGCAGCUCUACUGUUAUUAUUAGGAAAGGUUGUAGAGAAAAAUUAUUCAUUUGCAGUGCCCUGCCUGUCUAUUAUCCUCGAGAAAUGUCUACCUAAAUGGUCUGCUCAAUUCAUGAACUUAGAAGAAUAUGCAUGUGGAAAACUACAAAUGAUAUCAGCACUUAUCAGCUGCUUGGCUGCCAUCAGACAAUAUGAGCGAAAUACUGUGACUGAUGAUAUAAUGAAGCAGAUAAUCGGUUCCAAGAGUUUCCUAAAAAUAACGGAUAAAAUCAGGAGUGGGUCAAUGCUUCUAAAUAACUAUGAAACACAUAAAUCGAGCAGUAAUUUGAAGACUUUAGAAGCUGCUUCUUGGAAUGCAAUGGACCAUAUUGUACCAAUCAUUCAGACCAACAGUUGCAUGCCAUUUUUAUGCGUAUUGUCUCAUUAUGUUACUUCAAUAGACAAUUCAGAGGUUAAAAAGGCUUUCCUCAAUCAUCCAAACAUUCAGGAGUAUCUUAAUUCUCUGCAAAAGCUCCAAAAAUUUUACCUGACCAACCAUUGGUUUGCAAGACCUGAAACUGCUUUUCUUAUGAAUGUUCUGAAAUCAUCCGUUUCCGUGAAGGAUUCUCUGGACACUUCAAUUUACUAUGAACUGGCUGUGAAAUCUUUAUGUGUUUUCAAUUCGGAACAAAAAACAGAUAUAGAGUUUUUAUUGGCCAAUAUCAUAUUUUGUUCGAAGUUUUAUCCUAGUGACAUAAUGAUGGCACAUUUGGAAAUAGGUCAAAUAAAUGUUAAUUUGGAGAUAUCUUUGAAUAAUUUGGGAGAAAUUCUGGAGGUUUAUACUCAAGUACUUGGAUUAAAAAAUAAUGUACCAGAUUUUAGUUCUAUUUGUUCCAUAGACAUCAGUAUUGGAAAUGUGAUCCCAAUAGACUGGAUCUACACACCAAUUUUAGUUCUCUAUUCAAAUCAACAAGAAAAUAAAACUACUCUAGAUGAAGCCUUACAGAUUUUCACAAUAAGGAACUGCUUACGAUGGAUAUUAAUUUACGAAACUUAUUUUCCAUAUUUAGUAUCAUCUAUCAAUCCAACUGAUAGAUUUUGUAGACUAGCCUGUGUAUUUUUAGGCAGUGAUAGUUUAUUUUUGACUGAAGAGGUUCAUGGUUUAUUGGAGCUUUGUUUUAAAAAUGUCAUUACAAAGUGUGAAGAAGAUUUGAAUUUUGACAAGGAAAUUCAAGGUUUGAGCAAUUUUCAGGAUUUUUAUACACAACUGUUAGAGCAAUACCAGGGUGUUAGUUAUGGAAAUAUCCUAUUUGGCAAUGUUAUUCUGGUACCUCUGGCUCAAAGGCACAAUACUCAGUUUCGAAAAACUCUUUGGUCAGAGUACAUGGGGGUCGUUCAGAUUCUCAAUGUCACACCUUCACAAUAUCUCGGGAAUAAGGAUCUGUUCUUUGAACCACCUGAAGAAGACUUGUCUCUCCUAAAAUGUUAUAGAAGAGCUAUUGUCAAUAAAGUUGUUAGGCAACAUACAGUAUUAUAUGACAUAGCCAACUAUCACGUUGAAAAAUAUAUCUCUAAGAAGAAAAUUAAUCAACAAUAG
Messenger RNA from Phaedon cochleariae (mustard beetle), 3621 nucleotides. The record is from the annotation of a GenBank genome assembly. NCBI's taxonomy places the organism in Eukaryota, Metazoa, Arthropoda, Insecta, Coleoptera, Chrysomelidae.